Messenger RNA from Pectinophora gossypiella (pink bollworm), 1800 nucleotides. Its product is annotated as beta-alanine transporter-like. The transcript has 7 exons. Gene Ontology annotation, molecular function: transmembrane transporter activity. NCBI's taxonomy places the organism in Eukaryota, Metazoa, Arthropoda, Insecta, Lepidoptera, Gelechiidae. The coding region runs from base 1 to 1800 and encodes 599 amino acids. Gene Ontology annotation, cellular component: membrane. Gene Ontology annotation, biological process: transmembrane transport. The record is from RefSeq and is a predicted model, not a curated record.
AUGGACUUCGACGCGAUCCUGGAAGACGUGGGCACCUUCGGGCGCUACCAGAAGCUGGUGGUGUAUUUCAUCCUGCUACCAGCCGUGCUGCCGUGCGGGUUCCAUGCGUACGCGCAGCUGUUCAUGGCCGCAGACGCAAGGCACUGGUGCCGCGUGCCCGAGUUGGAACACCUCCAGGAUAUUGGACUCGUUAAGAAUCUCAGCAUACCCCUAGAGCUAAAGAACGAAGCGUUGGAAUACUCUGAAUGCAGCAUGUACAACCUGAACUACAGUGACCUGGUGAAGAACUACCCCAACUUGGAAGACGCCCUGAUGAGGGAAGCUCCAGCAGAGAUCGUCCCUUGUGCCCAUGGCUGGAUAUAUGAGAAGACCAUCCAUCCUAAUACUGUAGUUACUGAGUGGAACCUGGUGUGCGACAAAGACUUCUACCCGACCCUUGGACUGGUUCUGUUAGCAGCCGGAGGCAUCGUGGGCAACUACAUCUUCGGCUACCUCCAAGACACCCUCGGAAGAAAACCUUCCUUCUUCAUCUACCUGCUCAUCGAAUGUGUCUUCGGAGUUGCGACGGCGUUUGCGCAGAACUAUGUCGUUUGGGCUAUCUAUAGAAUCGGAGUUGGGUUUACUGUGCCUGCUAUUAUGGCCACGCCUUAUGUUUUGGCAAUAGAGCUGGUCGGUCCUCGCUGUCGAACGCUCUGCACGAUUCUCUCCAACAUCGCUUAUUCUCUGGGCCUCAUCCUCCUCGCUGGAGUAGUCUACCUGGUGCGAGACUGGCGACAGUUGGCGCUGGCUACCACGCUGCCGUUCCUCUGCUUCUUCUUCUACCUGUGGCUCAUGCCUGAAAGCCCCAGGUGGCUGCUUGCUAGAGGACAGUUCGAAAAAGCUGAAGUAAUUUUGAAGAAUAUGGCCAGGAUAAACGGCAAAUCGUUGCCAGCUAACUACAUGGUCCAUCUCCGUCGCAAAUACGAAUCGGACAAGCUAAAACAAGAUCUUGAGAAGGAGAAGUCCAGAAAAUAUGGCAUCAUGGACCUUUUCAGGACGCCAAAUUUGAGAAAGAAGACCAUAAUCAUUACUUUCAUAUGGUUCACGAACACCAGUGUAUAUGUCGGUCUGUCGUACUAUGCUCCAGUUCUCGGUGGGAAUGAGUUUUUGAACUUCUUCCUGGCUGGUGUGGUGGAGCUGCCGACUUAUUUGUUCCUCUGGCCUUCCAUGGAGAGGCUUGGGAGACGGUGGACGCUCUGCAUGAGCAUGGUGGUCGGUGGAGUCGCUUGUUUGACCACCUUUCUGGUUCAGCACGAAACUUACGUCACCCUAGCAUUAUACUGUGUGGGCAAGAUGGGCAUAUCGUCAUCGUUCGUGGUACUGCCGCUGAUGGCGUCAGAAUUGUACCCCACAGUGGUGAGAGGCCUCGGGAUGAGUCUCAGUUCAGUUCUCGGCAUGCUCGGGCCGAUAUUCAUACCGCUUGUCAAUUAUCUGGGUUCAGAUAUAAUGGUAUUACCUCUAAUCAUCAUGGGAGCACUCUUAGUAGCUGGUGGGAUAGCAAGCCUUCUCCUACCGGAAACUUUAAAUCAACAUCUACCACAAACUUUGGAAGACGGAGAGAAAAUGGGCCUUGACACAGAUUUCUGCUGCAAUCCACCCGUUAAGGAAACAAGGGCAAAAAAAGACAAUGAUGUAAAAUUAGAACACCAAUCUUGUACCGCUCUCUGCACUUGUCAAAUGGUAAAUGUGAAUUUAGAAAACGAUGCCUCUGUUGCUGGGAAAGAACACGAAAAAGUUGACUUUAUUGUUGCUAUUAAAUGA